UGCAUCACUGGACUUAUGGUAGUUUCUUAGCUAAUAUCCUGUUAACAGUCUAAUUGCUCUUCUCUGAACUGGUCUAGUUUCUCUAAAUCUCAUUUAAAGUGUAAUGUCCAGAACAGAACACAAAACUUAACAUAGGUCAAAGCAGAAUAAAUUAUUAUUUCCUGUGAUUUGAAAAUUUUACUUCUGUUGAUGCAGCCUAUAAUUCAUUCAUAGUACUAUUUUGCAACUAUGCCAAUUGCUGACAUGGUAACUUUCCAAUCUACUACCACUUUAAGAUCUUUUCAGAUAAAAAAUACAGUUAGAUAAAUGAAAUACACAUAAGCUAUGUUUUAGUUAUUCAUCCAAGUAACAGAUACUCUAAAAUUUCUGGUUUUUAACAAGUAGAUGAUACCUGCAUAAGUUACUGUCUAUCACAAUAGAGCUAUAAAGUUUGAACCAGUUUAGGGGGAAACAAAUAGAAGGAGCAAGAGAAGCAGCCUGUUCUUUAACACUAAUCAUUUUAAGCCACUUCCAGGAGGGGAUGCAAGUCAGAUCAUGAAUUGAAGAGGGGCCAUUAUAUAAUUCUACUUUUACAAGGUUUGCUUCUUCUAUAAUAUCCUGGCUUCUUGUUGCUGCUUCAAUAUAUUUAGGAAAUAUAAAGGAAUAAAUAAAGGAAUGUCUGCAUUUUCAUCCUGCGCGUGAUGGCUUCAGAUUGACUCAAGGGAUCAACAUGUACAGAUGGAAAGAGCAAGAUACUUUGCCACUAAUACAGAGAAUCCUGUAUUUACCCUCUGAACAAAGGGCAGAGUUUUUUCAGUGCAAAACUUCCUUUCAAAAAGAAAAAAAACCCACUCUUUGCUCCUCAGCAGAUUGAUCAGGCCGAGAUAUCUCUCUACUCAUCUGUUUGCCAGGAAAGGCAAGAUUGUCUAUCAGUUCUACAGUAUCUACAGUAUUGCAAACUCACUAACAUGUUAAUGUGCCCAUUUCUGUAGCAUUCUGCUUGUCUGAAAAUAAAACUCUCUGAGUCAAAUUAUGAAAUCAAAAGACUUGGCUUAUGGAAGGACUGAUCAACUGGAAAUGCCCCAAAUAUCAAGGAUGAAAUAGUUUUCCUGGCUGGUUUGAAAGGUCUUCUUCCUUCUGCUGUCAGAAAUCUGAUUCGAUCAAAUAAACUCAACAUUAGCAAUACCUCCGGAAUGGCAGAAGGUAAAUAUAAAGGAUUUGUACAGGCAAAUGUUAUCAUUAUGCAUAAAUCUUUUGCUGAUGACUUUGAAAAAUUUUGUCAAGCAAAUGAUGGACCGCUUCCCUUGCUGUAUAGAAGUAAGCCAGGGGAAUGGAAAUGUCCUUUCUUGAGCAACAGUUCUGAUAUAAGAAGUGACUGCUUGCAAUACAAGAAAUAUGAGCACGGAAUAUCCACAGGAAUUGUGACAAAUCUGAAAGAAUAUUCUGAACAGUUUAAAGACAUGGUGACCUUUUAUCUAGGCUGUAGUUUUACAUUUGAAAAGGCACUCCAGAAAGCUGGCAUUCCUGUAAGAAAUGUGGAACAGAAAUGUAAUGUAAGCAUGUACAAGACUGCUGUUCCUUGCUGUGAUACUGAAUGUUUUCACUGUAAUCUAAUAGUAACUAUGAGAUAUAUACCUAAAGAUAAACUGAAGGAGUGUGUGCAAAUCACCCAUCCAAUGAAAAAAUCACAUGGAGCACCAGUUCACAUUGGCUCUUCUGAUUUGUUAGGAAUUAAAGAUCUCUCCAGUCCAGAAUAUGGUGAUGCAGUACAAGCUCAUCCUGGAGAUGUACCAGUCUUUUGGGCCUGUGGUGUAACAGGAAUAGAAGCUGUCAUCAAUUGCAAAGCUCCACUGGCUUUUACCCAUUCACCUGGUUGCAUGUUUAUCACUGAUUUGGAAGUUGAAGAUGAUGCAUCUGGUAAUGAUAAAGAUCUCCCUGAAGUCUACUGUAUUUCUCAGGAUCCUUUGCAUUAUAGCAUUGCUUCAACAGCAGCUGUAAAGAAAAUUAGAGGCUUAGAAAACAUAAUAGCGAUAGAUCCAGGGAACAGAGGUGUGAAACAUCUGUUUUCUCAGGAUGAACUUCUGAAGGCAUGCCUGUCGCUUUCCCAUGCAAAAUCGGUGUUGAUUACUACAGGAUUUCCCACCCAUUUCAAUUAUGAACCACCUGAAGAAAACGAUGGGCCGCCUGGAGCCAUUGCAAUGGCAGCAAUCUUGAAAGCCAUGGAAAAAAAUGUAGUUAUAGUAACUGAUCAAAGAGCUCUCGAUUUAAACAGAAAGAUUAUCAAGGAAUCUGUUGAGCAAGAAAUACUUCAAACACCUGUUCCUGUAAUCAGCUACCAAAGCAAUUCUCCAGAUUCAGCUCUGCAGUUCUUAUGUGAAGAUGGGAAUCCAGAAAAACCGAGAUUUAAUCAUUUGAUAGCAAUAGAACGUGCUGGGAUGGCUGCUGAUGGUAAUUACUAUAAUGCAAGGAAAGUUAAUAUUAAACAUUUAGUAGAUCCCAUUGAUGAACUCUUUAUAGCUGCACAAACUCUGCCAGGAAUUACUACUACAGGUAUUGGAGAUGGAGGAAAUGAAUUAGGAAUGGGAAAAGUAAAAGAAGCCACAAAGAAGCACAUUAAAAAUGGAGAUGUCAUAGCUUGUGAUGUGGAAGCUGAUUUUGCAGUUGUUGCAGGUGUUGCCAAUUGGGGAGGCUAUGCAGUUGCUUGUGGACUAUAUAUCCUCAAAACAUGUGAAAUACAUGGCCGCUAUCUGAGGAAAGCUGUUGGAUAUCCCAGGUUUUCCAAGUAUAAGAACUGGGCAUCAGCAUUACCUUCUGUGGCUAAGGAAGAAAACAUGCUGAAGAUAUUACAGCGGCAUCACGUUCGCAGUGGAAUAACUGCAAGUUUGGCAAUGGAAGUGGAUGCUCUGCCGUUCUUUGACAUUCAUUCAAAUUUAAUAGAAAGACUGCGGGAGGAAACUUUCAAAUAAUACUCCAUCUCUAACAAUAUGGUAUAUUAAACACAUUUAAUCCAGAAUAUAUAUUACCACUACAUUCCCUGAUCAGAUAUCCUGCCACAAUUUAUUAUUCCAAAUAGUAUGAGGUUGAAGAAUGUGUAAUUAUACAGUAAAUUUCUGGAAUAAUGUGAAGGCAGAAUUAAUAGAUUUUUCAGAAUGAUAUCUUUUUUUAAUUAUCUGAGUAAAAUAUAUCAACAAUAAAUUAAUUGAGAAUGUAUUUUCUUAGAUUUAAACAAGAUUCAUCCCUGCCUCAUUUACCAGAUGCCCUGUUAAAACUGUAAUUCAGGCAGUAGCCAUUUAAUUUGAUUGCAAGUGAGCCGACUCUAUUUUUCUCUGAAUUUCACCUCAGAGAAUCCUAGGAAGCCUCCAAAGGAAAGUUGUAGACACUGAGUUCUGAAAUACUUUCUUCUCUCCCAUUAAAUAAUAGGAAUAGAAGGGGCACUUAGGCUACUGAGUUCAACUCUUUGUUCAGGGCAAGCAUCCAAAUUAAAAUCCACAAAAGUCUGUCUAGCUUUUCUUGAAUACUUUAGUAGGCAAUUGGUUGCGCUGUCAAGCUGCUCUUCUUAGGAGGAGAUUCUCAACUUUGAACCAGAAUGUCAGCAUUCCAGAAAAAACCUCAACUCUAAGUAAAAACUCUGAAGCAAGCGUUUUUCAAAGUUCUAUUUACUAGAAUAGGUAAACUGGCACAUCUGGGAAAACCCGAAUCUGAGAGGUCCGGGUUUUCCCUUAGUAAAUAAAAACCCCCCAAACCAUCCCCUCAGUCCUCAGUCGAUCACAUGCUCCAAUCAACCGCUGUCCUAUCUCGAGACAGCAUUCCGACCACUCCUUCUCCAGAUGCUGGAUCGGCCUGACCUUGACCAAUAGGAAGAAUGCUAUUAUGUCUAAAGUCAACCCCUCUACUAAAUCCCCCCUCCUACUCCCACAUGAGAAGGUGGCAGCAUGGAAGCUUCUGGACUAAUAUGGCUUCCAAAGCUGACAGGCAUCCCCCCCUGCAGAAAAAAACACACCCUGAAAAAUAAAACAUACAAAACAAAAAAUGGGGUUAACGCCUUGUACAUAACCUCUUAACCCUCUCUCCCCCCUCCAGGAGAACCCUCUGGUUUCUCAGGGAAUUUAUCAUGAAAUUGCUUUACUAGAGUAUCGGCAUUCACAUCCCAACUUUUCACCCAAGUAGCUUCAGACAACAGGUACCCUUUCCAGUGUACCAAAUACUGUAACCAACCCCUGUAUAGUCUAGAGUCUAGAGUCAAGGAUCUUCUUAACUUCAUAGCUCUGGACACAGAGUCUGUCUUCCACUAACUUGAGUUAUUACAUGCCUUGUCCUCUAGAAUAAUAAAUAAUGAGUUGUGGCCUUCUCUAUGAUAUUACUCUGUGAUUCUCUUCCAGUAUGAAGAGAGUGGUAGCAUAUUCCCACUCAAUUGCCUUUUCUUUCUAAAUAAAUGUAUUCAGUUCUUUCUAUCACUACUCAUAGAAUAUAAUUUCUAGUUCCACAGUCAAACUUUGCUGUCCUUUUCUUGAAUCCUCCUUAAAGGCCAUGCCCAUGAUAGAAAUAUAAAACACUAUACAGCAAGAAUCUGCCAGCAAAAAAUACUGCCACCAUUAAAUGUGAUUGCUUAAUCUUUUCUGCCCUUAUACAGGUAGUCCUUAACUUAGAAUUUCCAUAGCUAAGCAUAGUUGUUAAGUGAGUUGUGCCCAAUUUUAUGACUUUUUGCCACAGUUAAGCCAAUCACUGCAGUUGUUAAGUGAAUCACAUGGUUAUUAAGGGAAUCCAGCUUCCCCUUUUAUUUUACUUGUCACAAGCCAGUUGGGUAGCUCGAAAAUGGCGGUCACAUGACCAGAGGAUGCUACCUGUGGUCAUGUGACCACCAAUACAUGCUGGUUGCCAACCAUUGGAAUUUCGAUCACAUGACUGUGGGGAUGCUGCAGUGAUUGUAAAUGCAAGGCCUGAUCAGAAGUCACCUUUUUCAGUGCUCUUGUAUCUUUGAACAAUUGCUAAACAAAUGGGUGUAAGUUGAGGACCACCUGGGCUUGCUUGUUACUAAAUUGUGUUGUCCUCCUUGGUGUGUGUGCUUUUCUCUCCUUUGUAACGUAACCUUCUCGUUGUGAAUACCACCUUACCAUGGCAAACAUACCCAACUCAAUAUGUUUUAACAAAGAAAAACAGGUCUACUGUAUUUAUUGUGGCAUUUCUAAUUUCAUAUUUGUAUCCAUUCAACUUAGUUCCUAUCUGCCCUUUUCUACCCCCAAAUAAAUCAGAACAUGUGAA
Messenger RNA from Pantherophis guttatus, 5238 nucleotides. Lineage: Eukaryota; Metazoa; Chordata; Lepidosauria; Squamata; Colubridae. The record is from RefSeq and is a predicted model, not a curated record.